UGCCCAGCUGCUUCCGCCUUCCGCUGGCAGCCAGCGAGCCGUUGGUCGGGUGCUCCAUCUUCGUGACUCCAUCUUCAUGCAACUUCGCGCCUAAACGCGCUAGAAUUCGACGAAUGUUUUCAAGCGUUUCGAGAUAACUUUGAUAUUUUAGUGACGUUCGCAGGCAGGCUUGUGUCUACGGUCGAGAAAUAGCACGUAGACUACCUCAAAUUACUUUUGAACAUUCAACGUUCUCGUGUUACUCCGUGAGAUGAACCAGUCGGGAAGUACCUCCAGACCGGGCACUGCCACUAGCAACGUAAUGUAUACCCCGCGCACGCCGCGAAUGCGUCAGCGAGAACGAUUCAACCUGAGCACCAGGCCAGAGGAGGACAUGAACGACGGGCUGGAAGAAUUAGUAGGCCAAACAUGGAACAUUUAUGCAGCGUCAGCUCUGUUUGGAAUCCAACAAGACGACGUUCACUUCAAACUGUACUCCAAGAAAUUAAGAGAAGAGGUUGCAACCACCCUGUUACGUGAAGAUGUAGCUUACGAUGCAAAGUUUUCCAUUAUGGAUAAUUUUAUCUCUGGACCAAACACUGAAGAUCCAGUAAUCAAGAUUGAAGUAAUAGCUAAAACCAAUGAUCGUGAGGAAGCUGUCGAGAAAUCCAUUUAUAAAGGGAUAUUAUUAUCCUGGAGGAUAACACAGUCUGAAUCAAAUAUACAGAACUCUAUAAGAUUACCUCUUCUACUAUGUCGUGGCACUAGCAGCUGUAUGGACGCAGUGCACACUAUCAUUGGUCAUAUGUUUGAUUGUUUGAUAGUCACCUUAUCAGCUAAUGAAGAUGACUUGAGCUGGCUGCUUCCAAUUAUAAUCAUGGCAACUGACAAAGAAGAUCAGCCAAUAGUUGAUGGUGAAGUACAAAUAGAAUAUACAGUACCAGAAUUACCAGUUACAGAUACUAUUAUAAUUAAAUUUCACACGUCAGACCUAAGGAAGAUAUUAUCAGUCAUUGUCGAAGAUCAAGAUGAUAGAGUUAAUGUAUCUCUUGACUAUAAACACAUAGAAUUGUUUUAUGAAGUUUUGCAUAAGCAAAUGUUAACGCUAGGAGGUUUGCAGUUAGGAUUAUGUAUGCUCCAUAGGAUUAAUCUGCCUGGAGUAACAAUAAUGGAAAAUAGAAUGAAAGUGAUAAAUACAGAUAUUAUGAAUAAUGUAUUGUUAUACUUCAGUGACAAAGCUCUUGAUAUAUUUCAUACAGUACAUAUUGAUAUAUAACUUAUUUUAAUGAUAAUAUAUGAUUUAUCCUUUCGGAGUUUAAAUAAAAUAUUAUAAUUGUUGCAAUAA
Molecule: messenger RNA, 1324 nt
Organism: Monomorium pharaonis (pharaoh ant)
Lineage: Eukaryota; Metazoa; Arthropoda; Insecta; Hymenoptera; Formicidae
Exons: 5
Coding region: 251-1255 (334 amino acids)
Source: RefSeq, a predicted model, not a curated record